This is a messenger RNA of Penicillium alfredii, 2028 nucleotides long. Its product is annotated as Zn(II)2Cys6 transcription factor. The record is from RefSeq and is a predicted model, not a curated record. Lineage: Eukaryota; Fungi; Ascomycota; Eurotiomycetes; Eurotiales; Aspergillaceae. Bases 1 to 2028 code for a protein of 675 amino acids. Gene Ontology annotation, biological process: positive regulation of transcription by RNA polymerase II. The transcript is spliced from 3 exons. Gene Ontology annotation, molecular function: DNA-binding transcription factor activity, RNA polymerase II-specific; zinc ion binding; transcription cis-regulatory region binding. Gene Ontology annotation, cellular component: nucleus.
AUGUCGACUACCAAGUCUAUUACUAUGCCGGCGGCAAAGACGACUGGCACGCCGAAUGCCGCCCGAACAAAAUCCAGAGCCCCUACCAGAUCCACAAACAAAUCGCACAAGCGCUCUCGCUCAGGCUGCUUCACAUGCCGCUUGCGAAGAAAGAAAUGCGACGAAGGUCACCCGUCCUGCAAAGCCUGUACCAACCUAUGCGUCAAAUGCGAAUACAAGCGACCAGCGUGGUGGGGGAGUGCGGAGCAACGGGGGAUGCAAAAGGAGCGGAUCAAGAACAAGAUCAAGCAGACCAAGAUGAUAGAGCGACGCGGUUCCUUUAAUGGCCAUAUCGAACAUGGGCUCUCUGGUGAAUCGCCCCCGCUCACUGGAGAAUAUGAUUUCAACCGACCGGGCUUCGUCGAGACAUACGAUCCAUUCGCAAGCCAUGCGCAAGCCACGGGUUUCCACCCCAGUGCUUACCCGCCACAAUAUGCCCCCUAUGAAGUCGAUGUCCGAACCGAGAGACAGACAUUUGUCAACGAUGUUCCUUUGCGACAAGACUCGUCGGUUUCUACAUUCAGCGCGAUGGGGCCGCCACAACUUCAUCAUACUCUCCCAGAAUUCCACGGAGACGAGUGGCUGCAGGAAGAAUGCUUCAACCGAACCGACCCAUACUACAGCGAAGAUCACUCGAUCAUCCCGCAAACCAUUGGGCCCUCACUAUCCUAUCUGCCUACAUCAACUGUGCCCGUCGAUGAACAUGACCGACCACUCUUGGAUCACUUUGUGGAAAAUGUUCUGCGCUUGAUUUUCCCCAUCCUUGAGAUCCAUCAACGCGGCCCUGCACGCGCAAAAGCGAUUCUGAACUCUCUCGAGACAAACAAGUCCUACCUUCAUUGCUGCUUGAGUGUUUCUUCGAUUCAUCUCAAAUCCAGCAUGGGCCUGAGUGCCGAUCAGAUCGACCACGACAUUAUGAGACAUCGUUAUGAGGCAAUUUCACAGCUGUGUCAGGCUCUGAAUCGCGACACUGAACAUGAACAGGUUCUCGAUGCGACCUUGGCAAUGAUCUUCUUUCAUUGCCAAGUUGGUGCGCCCGAUGAUUGUCUGCCAGAUAUUCCUUGGAACGCUCAUUUCCAAGCCGUGUCAAACCUGGUUGAUAGACUCGAGCUGCCCAUCUCAGAAACCCGACCCACGGAUCCUGGAGCAGCGACUCCUUUCAACAUGUCUCUUACUUCCUGGAUCGAUAUCCUGGGCUCGACAAUGUUGGGAAGAACACCGCAAUUCGCACACACCUAUCGCUCCAAGCACCUGACUGGUACCUCAUCUGGCCUGCGAGAAUUGAUGGGAUGCGACGAUCGAAUAUUGUAUCUCAUCUCCGAAAUUGCGUGUCUAGACUCCCUGAAGACAGAGGGACGCGUCGAUGAACUGUCCGUUUGCCAUCAUGUCUCCGCAUUAGGUGCCCAGCUUGAAUACACCGAGCCAGCCGAUCCGACCCUCGAGCACCCCUAUUCGUCUACUGGCGCUAUUCAGCCAGAUGUGCUGACGAGGACAAUGAGCUCGCUGUUCCGCAUUGCAGCCCGCAUCUACCUGUGCAGCCUCGUUCCGGGAUUCGACAAUACCCAGCCCAGCGUCGUCAACCUUGUCUCUGCCUUCACAGACGCUCUUAAAUACAUCCCAGCCGGACCGUACGGCUUUGACAGGUCACUUGUGUGGCCUCUAUUAAUGACCGGAUCAUUCGCGACGCCGACAAGUGCAUUCCGCGGCGUCUUGGCCGAGAGAGCCGCUGCGCUUGGGGAAAUCGGUGACUUCGGCGGCUUUGGUCGAAUGUACUGUGUUCUACAGGAGGUAUGGAGACUAUCGGACGACCCAGAUGCCCCAAUUAUCAUUGUAAGUGAUGCUGGGUCAUACUGCCCGCAAUAUUCUGGUGUCAAGCAAGAAACCUCGACUGUCGACCCUGGGGCUUCUGGUAUGCGAUCUAUCAAGAAGCAAAGUGUGCAUUGGCGGGACAUCAUGCAUCGAAAUGGCUGGCAAUAUCUGCUGAUCUAG